Molecule: messenger RNA, 773 nt
Organism: Microcebus murinus (gray mouse lemur)
Lineage: Eukaryota; Metazoa; Chordata; Mammalia; Primates; Cheirogaleidae
Source: RefSeq, a predicted model, not a curated record
AUGCCCGGGCCGGGUCCCCGGCCGCCACCGCGCCCCUGCCCGAUGCUGCUCCUGCCCCUGGCGGCCCUCGUGCUCGGGUGGCCACCGCCCGGGGGCGCCCUGUCCCUGGCGCAGAAGAGCGCCCCGAGCUCGGGGGACCUCGGGGACGUGGGGACCGACGCCGCCGCCGCCACAGGGUCCCAGGAGCUGCGGAAAGGCUACGAGGAGCUGCUGGCCAGGCUGCGGGCGAACCUCAGCCGGGAGGACUCGAACUCAGAGCCCGCGCCCGUCCCCGCCGCCGGGACGCUCAGCCCAGAGCGUGAAGCGCGCGCGAGCGCCGGCGACGACUGUCCGCUCGGGCCCGGGCGCUGCUGCCGGCUGCACACGGUGCGCGCGUCGCUGGACGACCUGGGCUGGGGCGACUGGGUGCUGUCGCCGCGCGAGCUGCAGGUGACCGUGUGCGCGGGCGCGUGCCCCAGGCGGUUCCGCGCGGCCAACGCGCACGCGCAGGUCAGGGCGCGUCUCCACGGCCGCAAGGCGGAGGUGCCCGCCCCGUGCUGCGUGCCCUCCGGCUACAGCCCCGUGGUGGUCCUGCAGAAGACGGGCGCCGGCGGCGUGGCCCUGCAGACCUACGACGACCUCCUGGCCAGGGAGUGCCACUGCGUCUGAGCGGCCUCAGUCUGCCCCGCCUGCAGAAUGGGCCCGCGCGCCCGCUGCCCGUGCGUGCGCCCUGCCCGCGCCGCCGUGUUUAUACGUCUGUAUUUAUUCUUAACUUAUUGGGGUCGGCCUGCCCU